This is a messenger RNA of Drosophila guanche, 1803 nucleotides long. Its product is annotated as G protein alpha q subunit. The coding region runs from base 31 to 1092 and encodes 353 amino acids. The record is from RefSeq and is a predicted model, not a curated record. Gene Ontology annotation, molecular function: G protein-coupled receptor binding; GTPase activity; G-protein beta/gamma-subunit complex binding. Gene Ontology annotation, cellular component: heterotrimeric G-protein complex. The transcript is spliced from 8 exons. Gene Ontology annotation, biological process: adenylate cyclase-modulating G protein-coupled receptor signaling pathway; phospholipase C-activating dopamine receptor signaling pathway. Lineage: Eukaryota; Metazoa; Arthropoda; Insecta; Diptera; Drosophilidae.
CACGCGUAAGCGUCCAUAAAUCUAGUUAGCAUGGAGUGCUGUUUAUCGGAAGAGGCCAAGGAACAAAAGCGCAUCAAUCAGGAAAUCGAGAAGCAGUUGCGCCGCGACAAGCGAGAUGCGCGCCGGGAGCUUAAAUUGCUCUUGCUCGGCACGGGCGAGUCCGGCAAGUCAACGUUCAUCAAACAGAUGCGUAUUAUCCAUGGCAGCGGCUACUCGGACGAGGAUAAGCGUGGCUACAUCAAACUGGUGUUUCAGAACAUUUUCAUGGCCAUGCAGUCGAUGAUCAAGGCCAUGGACAUGCUUAAGAUCUCCUAUGGCGUUGGAGAACAUAGCGAACUGGCCGAUCUGGUGAUGAGCAUUGACUAUGAAACAGUGACCACAUUCGAGGAUCCAUUUUUGAAUGCCAUCAAAACGCUAUGGGCCGAUGCAGGCAUCCAGGAGUGCUACGACCGUCGUAGAGAAUACCAAUUGACAGAUUCAGCCAAAUACUACUUAAGCGACUUAGCGCGCAUUGAACUGCCCGACUUCUUGCCCACUGAGCAGGAUAUUCUGCGUGCUCGUGUGCCAACCACCGGCAUACUAGAGUAUCCAUUCGAUUUAGAUGGCAUUGUGUUUAGAAUGGUGGACGUGGGUGGUCAGCGAUCGGAGAGAAGAAAGUGGAUUCAUUGCUUUGAGAAUGUGACAUCAAUCAUAUUUUUGGUGGCGCUAUCGGAAUACGAUCAGAUCUUGUUUGAAUCUGAUAACGAGAACCGAAUGGAGGAGUCAAAAGCUUUAUUUAGAACUAUUAUUACGUACCCUUGGUUCCAGAAUUCAUCAGUCAUUCUCUUCCUGAACAAGAAGGACUUGUUGGAGGAGAAAAUUAUGUAUUCGCAUUUGGUAGACUACUUUCCCGAAUACGAUGGUCCACAGCGAGAUGCAAUCGCGGCCCGCGAAUUCAUACUGCGAAUGUUUGUAGACUUAAAUCCAGAUUCCGAAAAGAUUAUCUAUUCUCAUUUCACCUGUGCUACAGAUACUGAAAACAUAAGGUUUGUGUUUGCAGCUGUUAAGGACACCAUUCUGCAAUCGAACCUUAAGGAAUACAAUUUGGUCUAAACUGGAUUUGGACCAGUAAACUAUUUUUGUGAUUUUUACUAUAUAUAUAUAUAUAUAUAUAUAUUUAUGUAUAUAUGCAAGCACACCCCACGCAAAACACAACCCAAAAAAAAAACAACAACAACAACCAUGUAUAUGUAUAUAAAUAUAUACAUUCAUAAUUCCUUUUUCGCAUAUUAAUUAAACACAAAAAACAAACAAAAGAUAGCGUGAGAAGCGGUGGAGUACGGAUGUGAGGCCGAACACUAAGCAUUAAAUAGACCCAAGAAAGUUUCGUAAAGUAAAAAUUGUAAUAUCAGGAACCGAGAAAUGGUAGCAUAAAUAGAGAAAGAGCAAGAGCAACAGCAACAUAUACAUACAGCUACUGUAACAGGCAACAACAAGAAAACAACAACAAAUUUGUGUUUAACGAGAGAAAUGAAUUAUGUAAUAACACAAAAUCUGAUACAAGUACUAAUAAUAUUUAAACAAAUUUAUUACCAUAGAAGAAACUUUUGUAAUAAAAACCGAAACAAGAAUAAAAACCAAAAUUAAGUAACUUACAUUUAAUCAAAAUGCUUAGAGAUCGGAACAACAAACGGAAACAAUUUUUGUCGUACUGAACGAAUGCCAGAACAAGACAAAACCAAAAGAAUGCAAAACAUUUACUGAAGAAACUGCAAAAAAAAGGAAAAUUUAACCUACACACAAGAUACAAGAACUUUUGCAUAA